This is a messenger RNA of Polyodon spathula (Mississippi paddlefish), 1795 nucleotides long. RefSeq names its product neurogenic differentiation factor 1-like. Gene Ontology annotation, biological process: regulation of DNA-templated transcription; nervous system development. The transcript is spliced from 2 exons. The record is from RefSeq and is a predicted model, not a curated record. Gene Ontology annotation, molecular function: protein dimerization activity. Bases 170 to 1219 code for a protein of 349 amino acids. Lineage: Eukaryota; Metazoa; Chordata; Actinopteri; Acipenseriformes; Polyodontidae.
UGCAAGGGUAUCAACAGCAGCGAUAGAUACACAUGCUCAUCUCUCAGCAUCAGCAGCACAGCUAUAUAACCUGAGCAUCCGCUGCACAGGCUACCAGAAUAUACGAGAAACGCUCAAACUGCUGGAAGGGUUAUGAGACUGUCAUAACGGGGAAUUAUUGUAAAGGGAUAUGACAAAAUCAUUCACAGAGAAUAGCAUAAUGCCAGGGUCCCAAAGCACUUCAAACUGGACUGAUGAAUGUUUAAGUUCCCAAGAUGAGCACGACAUGGAAAAGAACAACAGGGAGCAUAACAGGACAAGCAAGGGAGAGGAUUAUGAAGAAGAUGAUGAAUUUAACAGAUUAGAAGGCGACGAUGAUGACGAAGAUGAGGAAGAAGAGGAAGGUGACGAACAGAAACCUAAAAGGCGAGGACCCAAGAAAAAGAAAAUGACCAAAGCGAGACUGCAGAGGUUUAAAAUGAGGCGCACAAAAGCCAAUACCCGGGAAAGGAACCGCAUGCAUGGGCUGAAUGAUGCACUUGACAGCUUGCGUAAAGUUGUGCCGUGCUACUCAAAAACUCAAAAAUUAUCCAAGAUUGAAACCCUUAGGCUGGCAAAAAAUUAUAUAUGGGCUCUUUCUGAAACCCUACGAUCUGGAAAAAGUCCAGAUUUGAUGUCCUUCGUCCAGGCCCUCUGCAAAGGCUUGUCCCAGCCCACCACUAAUCUGGUAGCAGGCUGCCUUCAGCUGAACCCCAGAACCUUCCUUCCAGAGCAGAGCCAGGAAAUACCCUCACAUAUGCAAACAGCAAGUUCUUCCUUCCCUGUUCAUCCAUACACAUAUCAUUCUCCUGGUCUUCCCAGUCCACCAUAUGGUACCAUGGACAGCUCCCACAUUUUUCACGUUAAACCGCAUUCAUAUGGAAGCGCAUUGGAGCCAUUUUUUGAAAGCACUCUUACAGACUGUGCUAGCCCUUCAUUUGAUGGACCCUUGAGCCCACCACUGAGUGUAAAUGGAAACUUCUCCUUUAAACAUGAGCCUUCUUCAGAGUUUGAAAAGAAUUAUGCCUUUACCAUGCACUAUCCAGCAGCAAGUCUGGCAGGACCACAGGGUCAUGCUUCCCUUUACUCAAACACUGCAAAUCGCUGUGAAAUCCCCAUUGACAACAUCAUGUCAUAUGAUGGACAUUCCCACCACGAAAGAGUCAUGAGUGCCCAACUGAAUGCUAUUUUUCAUGACUAACAAGACAAAAAGUCACAGUGCAUUGAUGAAUCCAAUUAAAUGUACUCAAUGAAUGUCUUGUUUAAGGAGUCAUUGCAUUGGGUUACUAUAUCAGUGCAAAGUGCAAAUAUUUCACGUUUAAAAUAAUGUAUGUAUUUAUUGUUAUUACUGCCUUUAGGUGAAAUGAGGAUGCAAAUUUUUGUUCACCUUGUAUUAUAUUCUAUAGCGCUUCUAUUUAAAAAAAAAAAAAAAAAAAAAAAAAAAAAAAGCCACGCUAAGAAUUGCCAUGGCUAUUUUCUGAUUGUGUUAAUCAUCUGAUCCAUUUGACAAAAUCACAAGCAAUAAUUAGGAAUCUAUGCAAUUUUUAAACUAAUAAUGGGCCAAUUUACACUCUCUCUAUAUAUAUAUUUUUCAACCAACAUUUUACUACUUAUCUUUCCCAUACUGAAUUAUUUUGUACAGAAUUUGUAAUGAACUUUUAUAUGGUCGAUUUCAUAUUUUAACCCAUACAACUCCAUCAAUAUUUUAUAAAAAAUAAUUUUAAAAAAUAAGCAAAAUAGAAUUGUCUCUAAUUUAUACAAAAUAAGUCAUUUUAAU